Messenger RNA from Caenorhabditis angaria, 1109 nucleotides. NCBI's taxonomy places the organism in Eukaryota, Metazoa, Nematoda, Chromadorea, Rhabditida, Rhabditidae. The record is from the annotation of a GenBank genome assembly.
AUGUUCUCCCAAAUUCCACAACAAUCAGGUUCUUUGAAACGCGCAGCUCAAGAAGACUGCUUCAAUCCAAAUGCCAAACAAAUCCGAUUAUCGAAAGAAGAAUCGGACAAUAUUUUUGCGAUGGCAAUGGGUGGAAAUUCAAAAUCCACUGGGACUUUGAAGAAAUUGGAUUAUUCGAAAUAUAAGGUAAGUUUUAAAAAAGAAAUUCUAUUUUUUUGAAUUUUCCUAAAGAAAAAUAUAUAAUUUUUCCAUUUCAGAUCUCCAAAAAGACAACCUCACCACCUUCAACAACAACUAGAAGUCCGGUUUCCGAUUCUUCACCGUCAACAAGUUCUGGCUCCUCUUCAGUUAGCCCAACUUCAAUUCAAAAUGUGAAAGUUGAUGAAAAUAUGGUGACAAGAAGAAAUGAACGACAAAAAGUGUUUGCUGGACGAAGAAAACAAGAAGUUUUGGCUGAAAAUUCGAGCAGAAUCAAUAUUCGAGAUGGAAUUAUCACUUCUUCUUCUACUUCAAUCAAUUCAUAUGAAUCAUUGAAACCUGAACUUAUCAAAUUAAAUUUGGAUGAUUUGCGAAAAGUUCUCUACAAAAAUCCACAUUUGGCCAAAGAAUCGGAUGAAUUAUUUUUGAAUUUUAUCAAGAAGGAGUUCCCGAAAAAAGCGAAUCUGGAAAAUAAGAAGGAUUUGACGUGGAGACAAUUAUUGGAGAAGCUUUCGAUUCGUAAAAAGCAAAAGGAAAAUGAGAAAUUGGAAAAGUUGACUAAGAGAAUUGCCAAAACUCAUCAACAAAAUGAUAAAGAGCAAAGGAAGACUGUAAGUUUCUUUAGUUUUUAAAUUCAAAAAUAAAUUACCUUUUUGUAGAUUGUCAUCGGAUUUUCUGAAGCAAAACCUCGACGUGGUCCAACAAAAACUAUCCAAGUAGCUCCAAAAGUUGUUGAAACUCAAAAAUCGGAUGUUGAGCCUCGCAAAUCUGCCAAACCUCAACCCAAACCAGCUCCAACUUCAGUUCCAAUUGCCCUAGUUGCUCCACCUUCCCGCCAAACUUUAAAUUCUAAAAAACCCGCCAAAAAAGCUCCACUUAUGGCGAAAGUGCUCAGAAUGCUCAAAAGAUAA